UCCGAAACACCAAGUAUACGUGCACGACUCGCAUAGUCAGUCUCGCGCCGAGCGUUGUAUAGUGCGCUUUGUUGGGAAUAGUUGUCGUUCGUGGUUCUGAAUCUGUGCGUUUGAAAAUUUUCGAGAACUCGAAACGCAUCACGGUACUAACGUGUGUACGUGACAAACAAUCAAAGUGAUAUUUUUUUUCUCGUGUCGAAGAGAACGAAAAGCGACGAAUCGUUAAUUCGUUUGCAUCCAGCCGAUCCAUAAACGUUCGAAGAUCGAGACGGAAGGGAAUUAGAAGACAAACUGCGUAAAUGGUGAGAGAACGCGUCGCCAUGGGUACCGUGUGUUGUGGUCCGCGCGUGUAGUGCAAACCCCGUGAUCGAAGGGAAGAGACGAUGAGAUGAACAGAGACAGCCUGACGGGGUAACAAGGAGGGAAGAGUGAAAGGUUCGGGAGAAAGAAGGAAGAUAUAGAACGCGUGGACAAGCGUGACCGGCAACAGUUCGAAAGACUACUCUCUCGUGGCGUUGAAGAGAGGGCAGCAGAAUCGGCGAGAGAGAGAGAGAGGAAGAAUAAUGCGGUCUCGUUGUUUCCGCCUUGAUCAACAGGACGUUCGGAUCUGCUCGUAAUUCCACGGGGAGAUCUAAACGGAACGACUGAGAUGACUCGAAGAAGAAGAGUGCCACUCGUGUUGAGAGUAUGCACAGGUGUUCUCCUGCUGCUCUUCACCACGAUCGCCGCAAACACGACUGAAGAUCCCCCAACCAGCUCGGAGAAACUGUCCACCGAAAUUAUCGACCGUCCAUCCAAUGCCACGAUAUCGGUGAGCAACGAAACAAUCGCGAAUAAAAUAGCAUCCCGGAACUCGGGAUCGACAGAGACCGAAAACGAGGCCGUCGAUCCGUCGAACAACUCGACCGAUCAAAAAGAUCCGGAAACCGCGCGCGAGAGUAAAGAUGGCGAAGCGGAGAGGGAGGAGAAAGUGGCGAUACCGACGAUCCACGAGGACGAUCAACUGGCCAGGUUACCGGCCGCUGAUUCGUCCCCCAAUCCUGGAUCCUCGAAGCUCGAAGAUUCGAUCUACGGGACGUCCGCUGGAAAGAGUUCCAGCACGAAGACGUUGUCCGAGGACUUUUACAGAUUGUCCAGGACGAAUGGGUUGACCACGGUUACCGCGAAGCCCGCGUUGGAAGAGGGCAAGAUGGAUGGAACGAGGAACGGAGUCCAAAUGGAACGAUCGAACGUCACCACGUCGUGGCAGGAAUCCCUAGCAAGCAAGAUCCCUAAAUCCUCGAUCGUCCACCGAUUCGAUUUCCCGGAGGGGAAGGGAGACAAGAUGAAAGCGGAAGCGAAGAAGGAGAGGAGCGAGGAGUCGAGCCUGCAAAAAGUUCGUUUCCUGGAGAAGGAAGAGGAACAGGACGAGGAGAAGAGGGAGGAAUCGGGUGAGAAGAAAGGGAGCAAGAACUCGGAAGUGGCUGGGUUGAAGGGGGAGGUGGAUCCUCCCAUCUCGUUGAUCAACGACACGUACGUGAACUACAGCCAUCGUUACAAAACCUCGACGGCCGAGGUCUCGAGAGAGAAUGGUUCCGAGAAUGGGACCAACCUCAUCGGCGAGGAGAGCACCGUCGUGACUCAUCAUCCGAAGGAGGAGGUGGAGGUCGUCGGGAAUGUGACUCAGCCCGCGAUUCAACGGAUCGUCGAGCCGCGAUCCCGAAACGCGACUUCGAAGGACGCCAACCUUGGCAACGUCGAGUCGGGCGAAAUCGCCUCGAAUCGGAACGAGGACUAUUCGCGCCGAGAUCCAGCCAAGGUUAACGAAACCAGCUCGGUCGAGAUUCAACGAGAGACAAGCGGAAACGAUGGGCAGAAACUGGUGCAACUUACCACCACUUCUCCUAUCGCCACUACUACCACGAUCACCACAACCACCACCGAAAAAACGUUUCAAGAGGGAUCUUCGACGACGUCGAGUCCGGUUCCAAGAGGAAGAACCAUAGCAUUUGCAGAGACGAACGAAUUUGCGAGGUCGACGCCCAGCUCGAGGCUCGACGUUUCAUACACGAGGAGAAACGAGAGCGAGGACAAGGGGACGAAGCCUUACCCCUACGCCAAGUCUUCCUCGAAAGAAUCAUCCGCUCCCGACUCGAGCAACCGGCUGCUGAUCGAGAUCACGACGGAGGAGGGUUCCGCGAUGGAGAACACGAUCGGCAAAGGGCGAUCGGAGGAGAAGCUGAUCGUGACGGAGGCGUCGGACGUGUUGGAGAACAGUAUACAGCAACGGUCGAAGCCGGCCUACCGCGACGAAGGGAGCGGCAGCAACGAGUCGUCCACCGCGUCGAGCCAUGUUGCUCGUCCCUCGCCGACUCCGACCGACUCCAGCACGUCCGUUCCGAGGGGAUCGAGCACCGAGCGAGGGAUGAUCCAGGGAUCAUCGAGGGAGGAGAGCUCGACGAGCGUGGGGAACGACGUGCCUAGGUGGAACGACAGCCAGGAGACCGUCUCCUCUAGCGUGGAUGUGACGGGAAACGGGAUAACGGAAGUGAGGCCUAGGCCCGAAGAAUCUCGACCGAGGGACGAGCUGCCCUUCCGUCAGAUCACCGAGCCCAGCUUCCGCUCCUCCGAUCUCCCCUCGAUCCAAAGAAACUCUUCCAUGGAGCCUCUCGUGCCUGCCAACACGGAGAGGAGCGCCUCCUCGUCGUCGCCCGUCGCCACCACCAUCGAGCAAACCUUCGUGGCCAACGCGACCGAAUCCUCUCCUCAAUCGGCCACCUCAGACGCCAACGCAACCAACGAAAUCCCUUCCUCCGACCCAGACCAGAGCUUCGCGCCCACCACGACUGGUGUCGAGUACGAGUUCGUCAGCCUAUCCUUCGACUCGACCGAAUAUCCUCCUCCUCGAAACUCAACUACGGAGGAGGCCUCGACAGGAGAGGAUGCAGCAGCCGAUCGAACCUCUUCCACAGUCCCUGAUCUUUUUUCGCCAACGAAGAACGACUCGAACGAGGCUCCAACCACUCUCAUGCCUCCGUCAGACGAGUCAGACGAUUCCUCCUCGAUGAACGAGACCACGGAUCGAGCCACGAUCACAACUACCGUAUUCGUUCCACCGAAUUGGGUCACUCGAGGGUCGAGGGACGAGGCUGCUGCUGCCACGACGAGGACGAGUCUUCUCGAGGAGGGGAUCGGUUGGAGCGGGGUGGACGAGGUCGCGAGAACGACUGACGGAUUCCCAUUGGAUUCCUGGAGCACUGUGGAAGAUGGAAAAGAAGAGGAGGAAGGGAUCGCGACGAUCUCGUCGGAUUCGAAGGAUACGACCGAGCAACCCGCUCAAUUCACUCCUAUGUCGAGCGUGAACGCGACGGAUGGAACAGUGGCUCCAUCUGCCACUCCUUCUGAACACUCGAUUUCGAGCACCGUCUCGAGCCCAACCAUCGGCUCCCGUGACGUCCCGUCCAGGAAAUCGGAUAACGCGUUGCCCACUCGCCAAGAAAUUACGUGGUUGGUGCGCAUCGUGAUGGAGGGCGGCAGGUACGACGUGUGCCCGAAGAUGGACAAGUUGAAGGCGAUUCUGGCGAACAUCCUGCAGUCCGGGAUAAACAAAUCGGUAUCGGACGAGCAAAUUAUCCUCCAUGAAAAUCCGUGCCAGGAAUCGUCGGAUUCGACUCCGUCGUCGUCGUCGUCGACGGAUAUGACGUCGAUACUAGUUUACGUGGUGGAUGAAAAGGGAAAGUUCGACAUGAAUAUGACAAAAAUUUUACCCAGCUUGUACGAGGAAUCGCGUGAUCGAAUCACGUUCCCGAUUAAAAUUCAGAGAUUUCUUCUGGUACAGGAAACGAUUCCGGACUCCGGAAACGCAGUGGCGGCCAUCGUGGUCUCCUCAGUUGCCUUGAUUUGCCUGGUUCUUUUGGCCGGUCUUCUGUUCAUUAUGAGGAAAAGGCAAACGAGGUUCAACUAUGGCGAACGAUGUCGGCCAGUGUCUUUGGACGCUUACAGCCUUGACAGUGUUUCCGCGUACAACAGCGUCAGACGCAAAGGAGUGGCGAGGUCUUCGAAAAGAAGCUAUGGGAAUCCGACUUUCGAAGAUUCGAGCGCAAUACCAUCUCACCCGUUGAAUUUCGCCGGGCUUUCAUCUUUCUGUAACGACAUUAACGCGAUCAACGAGGAAUUCGCCGGUAUCCCGCAAGUCUCGGCGAAGAUAGACGAGCUACCCGGUGGGGCGGAAGUGAAGAACAGAUACGCGAACGUGAUACCGCUUCCUGAGACAAGGGUGCUCCUUCAAAAAGUCAACAACGAUCCUCUUACCGAGUACAUCAACGCCAGUUACGUUCGGGGGCCAAAGAACGCGACGAAAUAUUACAUCGCUUGCCAGGCGCCAAUGGAGUCGACUGUCACCGACUUUUGGAGGAUGAUAUGGGAGCAACAGAGCAAAGUGAUUAUCAUGCUUACCGAUCUCGUUGAAAAUGGGGUGGAAAAGUGCACGGAGUAUAUUCCGCCCUCGGAGGUCACCGACUGUCGACGUUUGUACGGCGACUUCCAAGUCACCCUGAAGAAGAGGGAAACCAAAGAAAAAUACGCCAUCUCCACGCUUCAUUUGAACAAUUUGGAGAAGAACACGUUCCGAGAGGUAUACCACAUUUGGUAUUUGUGGCCCGUGAACGGAGUGCAAUCGGACGGUGCCGGGUUGAUAGCCGUGCUACUCGAGGCGAGGGCACUUCAAAGGGGUGGCCCUGGACCCAUUGUAGUCCACUGUAGUCCCGGCACUGGACGCACGGGAACGUUAAUAGCUCUUGACCUAGGAAUUAGACAAUAUGAGAUUACGAGGACUGUGGACGUGCCAAGGGUCGUUUACACUAUCAGACGGGAUCGUGCUGGGGCUGUCAAGACGAAAGAACAAUACGCUUUCAUUUACAAGGCAUUAAAUUUAUACGCGACCAAACUUGCCGGCGGUGUAUUGGAAUCUACGUGAAUCCACCACUCGAGAUCGUAAAGAAAUUACCAUUCGAAUCGUAAUAGAGAUGUAAGUCAUGGCAGAGAACUGCUAUAUCCGUGAUCGAUAAAUAAUAUCAUUGAAGACGAUGGAAAAAACCGCGAGAUUUUAAGAACGAAUAAAGUUCCAGUUAGUUACCUGGACGCAGGAAGAUAUGGUAAAUCGAACGAAGGAAAUUGACUUGUGAUACGUGGACCAUAGCGAAGAUCGUGUUUCGCUUUAGAUUUUUGCUUAGUCCUUUCGACGUAAGAGACGUUAGUAAAUUUAAAAAAGCACUCUUUACCAUCUGUUUGUCUGUUCUUCUCGGUUGAUAAUUCAGUGUUCUUUUUUUUUAAGGUAUCGUCGUUGAAUAAAAUAAAAUUUUAAAAAAUUUUUUUGUAAAAUAAUAUUCGUAAUAUUUAUGUAAUAGGAGAAUUUACACAAGUGAUAUUUAUAAUUAAAAUUUGGAAGAAACGUUUUAAAAUGCAUGAAGAUGAUAAGAAAUGAUUACAGAGUAUCUAUAAAAUUGUAAUUUUAUUUAUUUAUUUUUUAAGUUUUGAACCGGAUAAUAAUACGAAAUUACAAUAAUAAAAUAACAUAUGAAACAAUAUUAAAUUCUGAAAAUAUCAAUUUAUACAAUUUUAUAUUUUAAUAAUUAUACAUAUUUAUUAAUUUAUCCAGAAAAAUUAAUGUUAAAGUAUUGUAAAAUUCGAUUCAAGUUCAAAUUAAAGUGUCAUACGAACCAAAAAUACAAAUUAUAUAUUUAAAAGAGCAAAUAUUAAAACGAUUACUUUGUUCUAAGUAUCUUAAUCGAGAGAGAAGGACAAAUAAGAUGGUAACACGUUGAAUAAUGAAUAAUCGAGAGGCAGGAAUUAAUUUGUGAUAUCCGGACCAUCCGUCAACGAUAUAUUCAACUUUGUAUUUCUUAGGCCUAUUCGAUUUCAUAAAGCUUUUCUUUUUUAAUCAUAAAUUUCGUCUCCUUUUUGUCAAUUUUAAUAUACAUAUAUAUAUAUUAUACACAUUGCGUAUAUAUUUAAAUAUCACGUAUUUAUAUAUAUAUAUAUAUGAAAAAGAUAAUUAGAUCUAGUUGGAUAUUUAAAAGUAAGUUGAUAAAUAUAUCAGUCAUACGCGAAAGGAUUUAUCCUUUUCAAUCAAACAAGUAUAUACAGCGAUAAUGAAUGAUUGAAAAUUUGGACGAGCAGAAUGAACCGUGAUGCUUUGUAAAAGAAAAAGAGAAACAAAAAUGAAAAAAAAAAAAAAGGAAAUAAUAAA
Molecule: messenger RNA, 6226 nt
Organism: Apis mellifera (honey bee)
Lineage: Eukaryota; Metazoa; Arthropoda; Insecta; Hymenoptera; Apidae
Product: serine-rich adhesin for platelets
Exons: 11
Coding region: 650-4954 (1434 amino acids)
Biological process (GO): protein dephosphorylation
Molecular function (GO): protein tyrosine phosphatase activity
Source: RefSeq, a predicted model, not a curated record